AUGGAUAACAGCGCCGAGGAAGAAGGUUGCGUGGGGGAGUGGGGGAACGGGGGUAUCGACGACCCUUACUUUCCCCGCCAGGAUCGCUGGUGUGCGGCGGCUGGAGGAGGGGGUACAGCCAGCAGGGGAGGGGGUACGAGAGACAGAGAAGCAGCAGACGUCACACAGCCGCUAGACGUACCACCAGUGGAACCAGCAGCUACGCCGGAGAUUCCGCCAGCUCCGAGCGAGAAGGACGCGCGGGCAGCCAUGUGGGGCCGCCACGCCGCCCUAGUGGUGUGGGCCAACCUGCUGGCGGCGGGACUACUGCUCGCCGUGCUGGUCUACUGCUGGCCGCGCGCCCACGGGCCGUCCAGCCCGCUCUACGAGGUCCCGGCCAGCCGGCGCCCCGAACGAGGAAACUGUGCGCGGAUGUGUGUGAAAAAUGAGCCCCCUAGAGAGUGUUACUUCGAGUUCGUCGUCAGACCGCACUUCGUUGUGGAUAUACCCUGUGAGGCAGAUGUUGGACGGAACACCUCCAACUGCGACCCUGAGAUUAAGGCAACCUCUCGUCGGUUGACCUUCGCCAUUAACGGGCAGCUACCAGGCCCACCCAUACAGGUGUGCGCGGGCGACGCGGUGCUGGUGGACGUGCUGAACCGCCUGCCGGGCCGCCAGCUCGCGCUGCACUGGCACGGCGCGCGCCAGAAGGGCACUCCCCACAUGGACGGCGUCGCCAUGGUCACGCAGUGCCCCAUCCCCUCCUCGGGCCGCUUCACGUACUCAUUCCGCGCCACCGAGCCGGGCACGCACUUCUACCGCGCGCACGCCGCGUCGCAGCACGCGGCGGGAGUGUUCGGCGCCCUGGUGGUGCGGCAGCCGCCGGAAGACGACCCCCACUCCGGUCUCCGGGACCACGACCUGCCCGAGCACACCUUGCUGCUCCACUCCCGCCGGAGUGGCCGGGGCGAGGCGGGACCCGCGACCUUGGACGUCUCCUCCUUGACGGCGGCCGGGGCCCGCGCCAGACCGCGGCUGGCCCCGGGGUCCAGACACCUGCUACGGCUGGUGAACGCCGCGGCGGCCGACUGCCCGGCGCUGCUGGGGCUCGACUACCACCCGCUGCUCGUCGUGGCCAAGGACGGCGGCUCCUGCGAGCCCCUGGCCGUGCGGCGCCUCGUCCUGCUGCCCGGCGAAAGGUACGACGUCGUAGUCAACGCGAACCAGACGGCUUCUUCUUCGUACAAGUUGAGGAUCAAAGGCUACAACGCCUGCUCGGGCAGCUACGAAGAGACUGACCUCGUGUACCUCGCAGCCAGCGCCAAUGAAUCGGCCGAGGACCAACAGCGGCCCGCAGACAAGGACGAGAAGCGCUCCUUCCUGGAGGCGUGCCCUGACGCCCUGGCGUGCCGGCCGCCCCUGCAGGCACUCGGCGCGGCGGGACUGCGCCCCCGGCCCGCCGACGUGAGGCUGUACCUGCCCUUCGACGUGAACCCGGCGGGCGACUUCGACGGCCGCGUCGACUUCCGCUACCUGCACGACGGCGCGCCCUACUACCCGGCAUACCUGAGCGCCGCCGCCGCCGUGCCGCAGUUCGGCCGAGUGUCGUUCCUGCCCCCCUCCUCGCCGCUGCUGAGCCAGCUGCGCGACGUGGACCCGGCCACGCUGUGCUCCGAGGGCCCCGAGUGCGACGCGCGGGCCUUAACCAAGGGCUUCUGCGAGUGCACGCACGUGGUGGCCGUCCCUCUGGGCGCCAGCGUCGAGAUCCUGCUCGUCGACCUGGGCCACGGCAGCAACGAGUCCCGGACCUUCCACCUGCACGGGCUGGGGUUCCGGGAGCUGGGGUCGCGGGCUCUCGGCCGGGCCCUGGGACACUCGGAGGUGCUGCUGAUGGACUCCCGGGAGCUGCCCCUCGCCGCGGCCCCGUCGCCCUUAGUGGACACCGCCGCGGUGCCCAACAAGGGCUACUCCGUCUGGCGACUGCGCGCUGACAACCCGGGUUUCUGGCUGCUGGAGUCGCGGGGCCGCGGCGGCGGAGACGUGGCGGACGACUCCGGCGCCGGCCCGCAGCUGGUCCUGCGGGUCGGCCGAGACGAGGACAUCCCUGCCGCCCCUGCCGGCUUCCCGCGCUGCGGCACCUUCAAGGGCCCCGACUUCCUGUUCACGUGACUUCCGCGCCUGCACGGGGGCCGCGAGGCACCGCCUCCCGGAAGCCUACCACUCACGUAGUUUCGGUUCCUCACCUCCCCCUAACCUAAUGAUGCGCCCCCCCCCCCCCCGCAAUUUUUUAUGCCAUUUUCUCAAUGGAUUACUCAAUUAUUUUAUAAUAUACUUUUUUAGUAUUAUAUUUUAUCACAUUUUGCAUUAAUAAAAACUGAUUUUCUAAUAAUAAUUUUGGUCAUAUCAGGUAAUAUUUCCAUCCUGAACCGACAGAUGCCAAACUGCUUUUGUUGAGGAAAGUGUGCGGGGUUGCCAAUUUGAUUUGCAAGAUCCCUUUCAAUUAUCAAAGCACCAGAAACGUAUUUUCACAUUAGAAGCUAUAAUUAUGUAAAUCAUAUAUACUUUUUCUCGUCUUUUAAACACCCCCCCCCCCCCUGAAAUUUUAAUGACGCAGUCUGCAUCGUUACCCCCCUUGUGGGCACCCCUGGGUUCCCUACCACGUUCGUGCAACUUCGGACUUCUCUCAAAAAUUGAAAUUUAAAAAAAAAAUCGAAGGGUUAGGUUAGGUCAGGUCAGUCACAACAUGCUUGUUUUCAUUGGAAACUUCUGGUUUAGCGGCUGAAGUGGCGUUAAUACCAAAACGCAAAACUUCGGAAAUCUUCGGAAAUUCUUUCUGGGAACCGAAAAUACGUGAGUUGUAGGCUUCCCACCGCCUCCACCGCUUGUACAUACCAACCUCUCGAAAUAAAACUGUUUGUUUUUUUAUUUAUUGUUACAAAAAAAAA
Molecule: messenger RNA, 2924 nt
Organism: Bacillus rossius redtenbacheri
Lineage: Eukaryota; Metazoa; Arthropoda; Insecta; Phasmatodea; Bacillidae
Exons: 13
Coding region: 1-2148 (715 amino acids)
Molecular function (GO): oxidoreductase activity; copper ion binding
Source: RefSeq, a predicted model, not a curated record